This is a messenger RNA of Pomacea canaliculata, 8342 nucleotides long. RefSeq names its product netrin receptor UNC5B-like. Gene Ontology annotation, cellular component: membrane. Bases 1712 to 4888 code for a protein of 1058 amino acids. The record is from RefSeq and is a predicted model, not a curated record. Gene Ontology annotation, molecular function: netrin receptor activity; protein binding. The transcript has 23 exons. Gene Ontology annotation, biological process: motor neuron axon guidance; netrin-activated signaling pathway. Lineage: Eukaryota; Metazoa; Mollusca; Gastropoda; Architaenioglossa; Ampullariidae.
CGUACACCCAGCGGUCGGCGUGGCCGCGGACAGUGCUAGCGGAGCAUCUGUGAGUACACUGUCUGCCUCGUGAGUGCCAGAGUGAGACCCUCCGGCUCCCGCGCCGCAUCCCCAGCACUGCGCGUGAGUUUGGCGAGCCUGGCUCCAGAGGGUGGGCGCCGCCACAAAAGAGGGAAGGGUGCCUCCCACACCUUUGGCUUAUGUAUCUGCUAUCAAUAUGGUGUACGAGGUGGGUACUCCCAGCUGCCAGCAGCACCGCUGUAUGAGGCCCUCCUGCUCCACGCCGUCCUUCACCAAGACGUGGGCAGUGCUGUAGUGCUGGUGUCAAGUGCGGCCGUGCCAGCGGCACGUGUCUAACGAUUACAUUCUUCUCCUCGCUCUCUCCACCACUUUUCUCCUCCUCCUCCUCCACGCUUCUCUCCCCUCCCCCUUCUUGUUGAUCCACACAAUAGGACGUCACUGGCACUCGCUGGAAUUCGAAGUCAACGGCGUUCCAAAAUCGCCAUGACAACAGAGGCGACACCUGGUGACGGCUGUCUGGGAAGCAUCACGCUUGUUGAUUAAUUGAGUGCAGCAGUACACGUCCACAGUGUAUCUACAGAACGCAGCAGCAGCAUUGUUUUACUGCUGUGUGCGCGUGCGUGCGUGAUUGCCAGCGGACUGGCGCAACCGUGUUCCCCGUUGUAAAAAAACGACUUCUGGCUUUGGUGGAUAAUUGAAUUUUCAAUGCAUCUGUGACCAUCUACUUGUGCUGUGACCGAAAUUCUUCGUGAUUUGACUGGUGGAGGAGAUAUGUGGAAUGGGUACAUACACAGUGCAGCAUCAACAUGGACCAUAAGCACGACAGUGGCUUUAUCCUCAGCAUUUGUAUAUGGCUUACUGAGAGGCAUCAGGUCGCGGCCGCGUGCUGAGCUCCCCCCUCCUCUCGCCAGGCAAGUGAGCUCGGCAAGUGAGUGAGUACCGUACACCCGGCGGCAGCCCCCAAGUACCGUAACUCCAUCAUCACUAAAGGUUUGGGCCAGUCUACGGUCUCGACUCAGCAGACGACACACACCUCAAGCUUGGAGCAGACGACUGGCGGGCUUGACUACUACUGCUACUACACCAGAGAACUGAGUGAGGCAAGAAGUGAGAGUGGUGCUGGGCAAGUCGGUGAGAAGGCAGUUCCCCCCACGUGUGUGUGCCGGGGAGGGAAGCGCGAGGUUUACACACACACACAAGGCACAUCGCGCGCGCUGCCAACGGAUUGCUGUACAUCUCGCCGAGUGGUGUAUUGUCGAGCACACGUGAAGAACCCUUGUCUUGGAAUAUACAGGAGGUUAGCUCGGCUCGGCUCGGCUCUUCUCCUCUCACCUGAGGCUUUACUUCUCGUCGGUGAAAUAACCGGCGCAAAGGAGGAGAACAUGAUUCUUGCAUGGUGCACUGCGAGUGUUGUUGUGUCAUCGUCUGUCGGCAGGUUGUGUAACUUCUCGCACGCGCUGUGGGAUUGUGUAUACAGCGACUAACACAAGAAGGAAGGUGCUGCACACGUGGUGUCUUGGAAUAAUAUUUCACUGACCUGAACAGAGAGAUACAUCGCGGUGGCUGGGGUUGGUGUUGUCGGAGAGUUGUUCACGAUACCUGGUGCUUCUCUUUGUCACAGACCGUUUGCUUAGAUGAGUUGGUGUCGGAUUCCCCUCGGAUAAAGGUCAGCGAUUCUGCAGGCGACACCAUGGUGUCCAGGAAUGUAAGGUCCGGUGCAGCUUUGGCGGCGUGUACCCUGCUGUGCGUCCUCCUUAACACCGCGAAAGGUGACUUCCCCUUCGGCAGCAGCGACCCGCUGAACCAGGGGCUGCCGGAAUGGCGUCAGCAGCCCGAGGCCAACUAUUACGUGGUGCGCACCAAGCCCGCGGUCAUCACGUGCCGCGCCACCCCCGCCAUCCAGAUCACCUUCACGUGCGCCGGCAGCCAGGUGCCGGUCAAGCAGUACACCAACCUGGAGCUGAUGGACCCCGUGACGGGCCGCAAGACGCUGCAGUCCAGCAUCGAAGUCACGCGCGACGAGGUGGAGGACUACUAUGGCGAGGACGGCUACUGGUGCGAGUGCUUCGCCUGGAACACCGUGCAGGGCUCCUCCAACCCUCAGCACGUCAAGAGCACGCGCGCGCUCAUCGAGGCGGCCUAUUUAAAAAGACGGUUCCAGAGGGUACCCAUGAGCUCCCGGGUUCCAUUGGAAAGUACGGCGGAACUGCAAUGUCUGCCUCCUGAAGGCAAACCUCUGCCAACGGUGUUCUGGAUAAAGGACAACGUGGAGCUGAACGUGCAGGAGGACAUCAACCUCAUCAUCUCUAGCGAGGGUAGCCUUAUCAUCAACCAGGCACGCCUCGUCGACUCCGGCAACUACACCUGCGGCGCUGUCAACGCCGCCAGUCGCCGCUUGAGUGACUCUGCCACUCUCACUGUGUUUAUAGACGGAGGCUGGUCGGCCUGGGGUGAGUGGUCUGAAUGCUCCGCCACGUGCGGCAAGGGCCGACAGCGCCGCACGCGCACGUGCACGGAACCGAGUCCUGUCAACAACGGGGCCAUGUGUCCGGGGGACUCCCAGGCCUUCAUCGCGUGUGGAACCCUGUGUCCAGUGGACGGUGCGUGGGGCGAGUGGUCAUCGUGGUCGAGCUGCGGGCCCGACUGCUCCCACCAGCGCCGCCGAGCGUGCGAUAACCCCUCGCCCAAAAACGGGGGAGCGUUUUGCUGGGGCAGCAAGAACUCGGAAUCCGCCAAUUGCACAGGCGGCGUGUGUCGAGAACGCAGAGAACUUACCCCCAGAAUACCUACAUCAAAAGAUAGGAAAACUGUUGAGGAAACUCAGUCUGUGAAACCUGAGAUGACAAAUUCAGACAAAGCAGCAAGCCGCGCGGAGGAGGCGGACCACAUGCCGCUUUAUGUGGGCCUGUGUGUGGGCGUGGCUGUCAUCAUCAUCAUCGUCAUCGCUGUCGUCGUCCUUCUACGGCGCAAGAAUGCCCAGCAGCAGGGAGUCUUCGAUAUGGACGCCAAUGGCCAAGAUGCCAGUCAGUCGCUGACAGAAGACGAAAAGAAAAUGACCAAAAACGGAGAUAUGUUAGUCGGUGCAGCCAGACGUCACCCAGACAGUGGUGACGGUCCAGCAUCAGCAACAUCCCUACCACCACCACAGCGGCACCAACAGUACCAGCAACUCCGACCCCCCAUACACUCUGGGCGUCGGCGUCGGCGACAUGGCGUCGGGCGUCUCCCCCUCCGACAACCUGUACAGCGUGCCCAACGCCCACUUCAACCUGCCUCGCCUGGCGACCUCUCGCAGGGCUACUUGAGUGACGGUAAGCUGCCGGGGGGCUCGCAGCACCGCCUGUCGGGGGGCACGCUCUCCCGCACCAACAAGACGGUCUUCGUGGAGCCCACCAUCAAGCACAACCUCAACACCUCCAUAGAGAAGCUGACCCUGGUGGACACCAAGGCCGGCCUGCCCCCACCGCCCCCUGCCCCGGAAAGCCACAGCCGGCCGGCGUCUGGUCACUCGGACAGCCUCCAGGGCAGUCGUCAGUCUGUCAUCUCCGUGCAGUUGCCAGGCAACGUCGACAGCGAGGCCGUGACGUGGAACACUUUCAACUACGCCGGCGGUCGACUGGUGCUGCCUGAGUCCGGGAUCAUGCUGACGGUGCCGGAGGGAGCCAUCAAGAGGGGUCACGUGGAGGAGAUCUACAUGGCGGUGUGCCGUGACGACAAAGAUCGCCCUCGCCUAGCUGAGAACCAGACGAUCUUGAGCCCCGUGGUGCUGGUAGGUCCGCCCAGCGUGGUGCUGAUGAAGCCGGUCAUCCUAUCCUUCCAGCACUGCGCUAGCAUGCGUCAGGGCAGCUGGCUGCUCUCCCUUUACCGCAGUGACUCGCCGCUCGACGAGCCGCCACAGUGGAGGCGGUUGGUGGUGUUGGGUCACGAGACAAUCAACUCACAAGUGUACACUCAACUGGAUCCCAACCACUGCCACAUCAUGACAGAAUAUCUCAACCGCUACGCCCUCAUCGGAGAGUCGGUGCCUGGAGGAGGGCGGGCCGUUAAAAUCUACCGUCUUGCGGCAUUCGCCCCCGCUCUACCACCAUCCAUGGACUACAGCAUCCGGGUGUAUGUGGUGGAGGACACGCAAGACGCCCUAGAUGGUGUGAUCCAGGUGGAGCAGCGGUUAGGAGGUCGGCUGCUGGACAAACCAAAGCAGAUUCCAUUCCAGGAUGGCGGCUCCAACCUGUGCCUGACCAUCGAAGAGUUGUCCACAGGCUGGCGCAGCAAGCUGGCCGCCAACUACCAGGAAAUCCCUUUCCGGCACAUCUGGAGCGGCAACCAGAACAACCUUCACUGUUCCUUUAGUCUGGAACUGUUGGACCGUGGGCAGACACGGCUGGCCUGCAAGAUUCAGGUCUAUCAGAAGGGCAUCCUGCAGAACCGCCAGGUCCUCAACAUCAACACCAACUUCAAAGAGAAGGUUGCACCACUGCAGAGUGGAUCAGGGGCAUUAAAACAACGGUCAUCAACAGUAAACACAGCAUCAAACAAUCCAAAUUCUGGCUUCAACUCUAUGGUCACCCUUGACCCAUCCACCCAAGUUUUCAGACUGCCGCCUCACAUUCGCAGCCAACUGUGCAUGUUGCUGGAUCCUCCCAAUGCUCGUGGGAAUGAUUGGCGAAUGCUGGCGCAGGCGCUUACAGUGGACAGGUAUAUCAAUUAUUUUGCUACAAAAGCAAGUCCCACUGAGCACAUUUUGGAUCUGUGGGAAGCACGACAUCGAGAAGAGUCUGCUGUCACAGACUUAAUGAACAUCUUGAGGGUGAUGGGGCGUAUGGACGCUGCUGCCGUGCUUGAGAAGGACAUAGGCUCCUGGUUGUGAUAGCCACAGACAGGGCAGUGCUCAUGCAUUUCUGAGUGAAAUUUUCCGGAUGGUCUGUGCUUGUGUCAUUGCACUGUGUGUGAAGUCAAGUUAUGAAACAAAGGCAAGACUAUAUCCUGGUGGUCACACUGUGAAGUUACAUGGAGAAGCUGAUAUGCCUGUUGAAUGUGUGUAUCCGACAUGACUAGAAGUCUUUCUCCAAGUGUAGCUUUGCCCCCAAACUAAAUGCUUGCCUUUGGUCGUUUCUGCAAUUUUAGUGCACACCAGAUGCCAGCAUGUAAACCAGGCUUCUUCAUCUUCAGCACAGCCAUGUUGGUGCAUUUGUCACCUUCACCUCUUGUAUGGUGAAUGAAAAUCCUGUUUCUCCAAAGCAGAUGAUUUGGUCAGUGGAUUCUUUUUGAUGGCUGAACAGAUUUGUUAGAUUUAUGUGAACAUCACUUUAAAAAUGUGGAAAUGCCUGAUAAAUCAACAGAAUGUGAAAGGUGCAGCAUGCUGCAGUGUGAAGUUGUGUCUUUAACUCGGCACUACCAGAAGGCAGUUUCACACGGAGGAUUUGGACCUUCUAAUGGUGCUUUCUGAAGUUGCUAGUGACAUUUUCAAUGUGACCCUAAUAUGGUCUGGCGUUUUUGGUGAUCUUCUUUCUAUAGAGUGUAUGUGAUAAGAAGCCAGAUCACUUGUUAAGUGUAACACAGAUCCAGAACUUGAGACAGGCUUUUGACUGCAGUGAAUAAUUGAUGUACCAAGAAGCAAUGAGUCAGCAUUAGUUUACACUUGGAAAUGUUGAACAUUUCUGUCUAUGCAAUGUUUCCAGAGCUAAGAAGUCAACCAUUGACUUCUACAGUUGAUACUUUGGUGAUUGAACAUCAGAAUCUGUGAGGAGAAAAUUACUUAGCAAAACUCAAGCAGUAACAACUGAAAUGUCCAGAAAAAGAAUGUACUGAAACAGGAGUGCAACUGGCAUAUCCAGAUACCUAUGAACUACACUUAAUGUGGCAUGCAGCUGGCAAAACAAAGAGUGGCAAGAGACUUUUGCUAGCUACCACAAGUUGGUGUUUGAAGAGAACAAUUGUCAUUUAGCUGCUAACACCGCACUUUGCCUCAUUAUGAUCAUCACGUUGUUUCAGAUAUUUUCUAUGCCUAUGCAUUAGUGAGGCUUGAAAAAUCUGCUUGAGUGGAAUAGCUAAUUGUUGUUCAAAUAUCAGAGCAAACUAAAUCCUUUUCUCCCAUAACUUGAGAAUGAGCAUUGGUGGACAAGCAUCAUGAUCACUGGACUAGGAUCUGACUUUCCUUAUCCAAGCCUGCAGUUCUCACUGACCUGAAGCAAAAGAAGUUGUCCUAUUAAAACACAAGUCUCACAGUGCCUCAAAACAAGAAGACUUGUUCACUACAUUUGUCAGAGCAAACCAACAAACAUUUCAGAGGAAAAUGUGUUAUUCAUAUUGGUGCUCAGCAUGAUGUCCUUUUUCCAAGACACCUGGAACUGCAUUUUGUUUGCCUCGAUUGCUUCAGAACUGAUUUAUUGCAGACUGAGGUUCUCUACUUGGCCUGGCUCAAGGAAAAGUUGGCGACAUUUCCAAGAAAAGUGGGUUUUGGCUUGUUAAGUGGCAUUUUGAAAUUGGAUUGCAAGUGUUUUCCCUGAUGGCUUCAGAGCAGCCAACAUUCUGCAUUUGAUUUGUGGGUUUUUUUCCAGUGCCCUACAAAAUGACUAACUUUUCUUGUGCAUUAUUGGUCCUUCAAAGACCACAUGGUCAGAAUCUGUUCAGCUUGCCAGCAGAUAUUUAUUCAAAAUGUGCCUAGCGUAUGCGUCUUCUUUCACUUGAGUUUCUUAUCAAGGAUGCAAACUGUGUGCUUCUCUUUCUCUACCUGGAGGGUAGGGUAGUAUCUGUUCUUGUCUAUUGAGUUAUAAACAUGGUGUUGCUGUAGUUUUGGUGUUUGUUUCAUUUCAAGCAGUCAUAGGAAAUGUAUGACAAGGUAAAGUGAAAUUGGCCAUGCUCUUCCAUGCUGCAACAAUGACAAGUCUGUCGUGUUUAUGAUGACCUUCAUUCAGUUCAAAAUGGGGUCUAUACAGCAACGAGUAUUUUAAAUGUGUGUAAUUAUUCUAAUAUUUAUCCAUCCGAGUCUGUUGGUGUUCAAGCCUGCUGCCUUUAUCUUGUAACAACAAGAAGAGGUCCAGAUUGCAGAGGUGGACAAUGCAACCAUAAAUUCAAAAUCUUAUCAACCCUAAAGUUAGUGAAAUUGCAAGGACUAUUUUAAUGUGUGCGCACAAAUAAAAUCAACUUCCCUGCAUAAACCAUGAAGGAAAGGGAUAUGCUUUAAAAGUUAUGCAUUAACACACUGGCCUCGUCUAUCAGUCAAUAUCUGAUAUAGUAGCUGUGUGGCCUCAGGUGGCUGCAUGUGUGACACAAUAGCAUUAGAAAAAUAUGCAGUUUUGAUUUUAAGACCUAUGAGAAAGCUUACUGUAAAACUGCAUUUUUGGCUAUUCAUUUGGAAUGAUCAUUGGUGGUGUCAGUUGGCUUUAACUAGUCUACACACAAUCAACAGUUGAGGCAACAGCUUUCUGUAGUUUUAAACUGUCAGAGAAUUUUGUUCAGAAUUUAAAGUAUUCCCUGCUAUCCUUUGAAAGCGAAAAAUACUUUUUCCCCUGUGGAAAAUGUAGAAACAUUUUAGUGGUUUCAUGGUGGUAGUUUUUGUGUUUGGCAUGCUCUUUUGAGUUUUGGGAUUUUUGCAAUGUCUUGCAUUUGCUCCUGGCUUUUUUGCAACACCAUAGCAGCAAUGCUGUGCUUUCCCUUCCACACCUCUAAAACAUUGCAUGAAGAUAUCAUAGGAAGGUGAAGGCAGGGGCAAGGGGUGCUUAUGGUUGGAGAUGAGGAUUAUGGCGGCAGAGACUUGAACUGCAGGGUCUAGAUUCAUUACAUAUCUGUCUUUGCCAAAUGAGUCUGUAUUGGCCAACUCUAAUAGGGCUCUAAAAUGCAAAGUAUUUUAGGGAAGAAUAUAUUGUGCAUGAUGUUUGUUGUAUGCCUGUUUGACUUAUGCAAAUGUGUACAAGUUUUCAAACUUCUGUGAAUGUGAUAGAAGAGAGAAGGAUCUCACUGGAAAGCAUGAAUGAAAAUGUGAACUUCAAACAAGAAUUUGUUAAUGUACGAAAAUAUCCCAGUUGACUGAAGGCUUUGUCUUUUUAUGCUGCUGGAUAAAAACAGUAUUCAAAGUUCUGUGGUUAUGAUUGCUUCAUAAUCUGCAGAACUGCUACGCAGAAAAAAGAGUGAAUAGUAAUGUGAAGUUCAAGUGGUUAGAGUAGGAAAAAAAAAUAGUACCAAAGAAACUGAAUUUCUUUCCUCUGCGAUACCAAUGCUGCCUGUUUUUGGUUUUUUUUGUAAGUAUAAUUUUUCAGUUUAUUUUCAGCUGUACAGCAUAUUGUAAGAAUGUAAAUACAUGAGAAUAAAUGUUGGGAAAACUU